GUAUCUCAUGACAUCACUAACCGGAACUUCCAACACAGUAGACUGGGAUGUACGCGGUGGUCAGGCGCUGAUUGUCCCUUUUUGGUAUUUUCUUUAUUAUCGAAGUGAAAAAUAUCUUACAUGAUGCGGUAAAAUAUUUUUAUAUAUAGUAUUGAAUGAUAUUUUUUGUUUUUAACUCCUAUUUUUGUCAUAGAAUGCAACGAUAUUCCUUUUGUUUGCUGGCUAGCUAACGUGCGAGUUAGCAUCGGAGGUUGUUUUGAUCCUUCGUAGGACAGACGCUGUUUCGAGCUCGGUUCUAAUGCUAGAACAAUACAAUAGAUGUUUUCCUUAGUAUAUCUCGUUGUAUAUUUAACUUGCGUUAGCACAGUAAACAGAACGUUUUUGCACAAACAUUUAAAGGAAUUUUCUAGCUAACCGGUUAGCCAACGACAACGUCAGAUCUUCUUGCUUUCGCCGAUUCUGUCGGGACUCUCUGGUUUGUCCCUUUUUCCCGAGCUGUAAACGUCUGGUGAGCUUUAAAAAGCUCUCCCUGAACCGGGUCCAAUGCGUGGGAUGAUGGGAACUCAGAGCAGCCCUGUCAAGAGUUAUGAUUAUCUCCUGAAGUUCCUUCUGGUGGGAGACAGCGAUGUUGGGAAGGGUGAAAUCUUGGACAGUUUGCAGGACGGAUCAGUGGAGUCCCCCUACGCCUACAGCAGUGGGAUCGAUUAUAAGACCACAACUAUUCUUCUGGAUGGUAGAAGAGUAAAAUUAGAGUUAUGGGACACCUCAGGACAGGGAAGAUUUUGCACUAUCUUCAGGUCUUAUUCACGUGGAGCACAGGGCAUCCUCCUCGUCUAUGACAUCACUAACGGUUGGUCUUUUGAUGGGAUUGAUCGAUGGAUCCGGGAAAUUGAUGAGCAUGCUCCAGGCGUGCCCAGGAUCCUCGUGGGAAACCGCCUCCACCUGGCCUUCAAGCGGCAGGUGCCGACGGAGCAGGCGAGGGCCUACGCCGAAAAAAACAGCAUGACUUUCUUUGAGGUCAGCCCUCUCUGCAACUUCAACGUAAUCGAAUCUUUUACGGAGCUGUCGCGCAUCGUGCUGAUGCGGCAUGGGAUGGAGAAGUUCUGGAGGCCUAACAGAGUCUUCAGCCUCCAGGACCUGUGUUGCCGCUCCAUCGUCUCCUGCACGCCGGUGCACCUCAUCGAUAAGCUGCCCCUGCCCGUGGCCAUCAAGUCCCACCUGAAGUCUUUCUCCAUGGCCAACGGCAUGAACGCCGUCAUGAUGCACGGACGCUCGUACUCGGUGGCCAACAGCACGGCGUCCGGCGGCGGCGGCGGCAGCAAAGCCAACAGCCUCCGGCGCUCCAAGUCCUUCAGGCCCCCGCAGAGUCCUCCCAAGUACUCCUCCUCCUCCUCCUCCUCCUCCUCCAAGGGGAACUGUAAGAUAUCGUAGCCUGCCGGCGGCCCUCCGCUUGCCUCCGUUGGGCCGGUGCUGAAGGUGCUGCGGCGCCCGGAGAUGGCGUGGCCAGAGGACGGGACGGGCAGCCGCCGGCGGUCUUCCUCUCAGACCAACACGGCUGUGAACUCUCUCGGAUAUUCGGGAAUCUGCCCGGGACCGUCGGCUUGGUUUCUGUCGUCUUCGCACUUGCUGGUGCCAUCUUGUGGAUGUUUCGUCUCCUCGUACUCUUCACCGCAGAGCCCGGCUGUGUCCGGCAGAGCGCGGGUCCCCCGGGACCAACCGGCGGGAAUCCAGGACCCUCACUCACCUGUAAACACUACAGAGGACUCUUUUUGAUUGGGGAAAGGGAUUGUUUAUCGGUAUUUAACAGUGGACUUGAAGUUGUAAAUAUACUGUGUUUGUGUUUUGGUUUGGGUUUGGUGGUAGUAGUGGGGAGUUUUCGUAUGCCUGUUUUCGUCCGAAUGUUUUGGGAGACGUGCUUUGUCGUCGUGUGUCUCACUGCGUUUUUUAACAGUAGAAAUUCCCUCGGCAAACUCGGAGGUGCUUUGCUAUUUGUUCAAAAGUCAGAUGUGAUUAAAAUGGCCUUAUUUGAGUUUGAUGAAUUAAGCAUUUUUUCCCCCCCGGACAGACCAGAACUAAUGGGAAAUCUAUGAGAAAAUCCCGAAAACACAUUCCAAUUUGUUAUAAAGAUUAGCUGCUUCAAAAGGUCCCCGACAUGAUUUAUUUGAAUCUCAUGGCGCCUGAACAGUCGCCCGAUGCUGAUUAGAAAACAGAGUUAACACUCAUGUACAGAUUGUUUGAUCAUUUUCAGCAUAUUUUGCCUUCUGAUUGGUUCCCGUGGGUCCUGUCAUGGAGUCAUAAACUCAUAGGAAGUUGAUGGGAGAUUUUUACAAAUGUUUUUCAACUUUUAAACUUUCUGGGCUUGCUAUGUAUUUAUGAAUGUAAAAUUCUGCUCAGCCGUGUGCUCGGAGCUGUAACCUUCAGGGGCUUAGCGACGGGGGGGGGGGGCAUCGCUGCCUGUUUGAGAAUUUGUUCUGCUGCUCUGUGUAUUUUCCGGCCUUCUUAACAAUUGUGUGUAGAGUAGGGGGGGUCACGGCGGACGUGAACCGUGGAAGAUGUCUAUUGGAUGCAGUGUUUUUAGUCCAAACUAUAUUUUAACACCUUCAUUACAAUAUAUAUCCUCAUUUUCUUCCUCAGCUGAAGCUAUAUUGUCAUUUCAGCAUAGCUCUGUGCGAUGGGUCUGUAUGUGUGUGUUUGCGUGUGUGUGUGUGUG
This is a messenger RNA of Menidia menidia (Atlantic silverside), 2710 nucleotides long. NCBI's taxonomy places the organism in Eukaryota, Metazoa, Chordata, Actinopteri, Atheriniformes, Atherinopsidae. The record is from the annotation of a GenBank genome assembly.